Messenger RNA from Mobula hypostoma (lesser devil ray), 4367 nucleotides. Its product is annotated as zinc finger protein 235-like. The coding region runs from base 1064 to 2197 and encodes 377 amino acids. Gene Ontology annotation, molecular function: RNA polymerase II cis-regulatory region sequence-specific DNA binding; DNA-binding transcription factor activity, RNA polymerase II-specific. The transcript has 4 exons. The record is from RefSeq and is a predicted model, not a curated record. NCBI's taxonomy places the organism in Eukaryota, Metazoa, Chordata, Chondrichthyes, Myliobatiformes, Myliobatidae. Gene Ontology annotation, biological process: regulation of transcription by RNA polymerase II.
CGCAUAACACUGUUAACUUCUGUUUCGGUGAGUAGUUUGUUUAAUUUUCUAUAUACUAAUAAAGACAGUAGUUUACAUUAAAACUGAGUUUGUGGUCUAUUACUGCUGGUACAUAACACAAGUUUGUUUCUUUCCACAGAGUGGCGGGUUGCUGGACUCUCUGCCUGGGUUGUGACCCCACAGGUCACGUGAUCCCGUUCGCCCCUCCCAUUCAACCGCAGACGGGCAGCAGCUGCGCGUCUGUUCCCGAGGCCCCGCCCUCCGCAUGACGCAACAAUCACUCCGCGCCUGCUCACAGUCUCCAGAUGGACGGUGUUUGCCUUUCCGCUCGGUGCUGAAGUGAGUCCGUCUGCGGGAUCGGCAAAGGUUUAUCGCCUCCUGGGUCGGGGCGCCGGGGGUCGGGAUCACUGUCUGCGGGCCGAAGAUAUCACUUUCCCAUCGAUGGGGCUGGAUGGUCGUCCUUCUGCAGUGAAGCAGAAAUUUUUGAACAGAUGGACAUUGGUUGUGGAGAAAUCCCGCAUUGCACUACCCAGUCUGAGAUGCGGGGACGAUGUGUGAGACUCUCAGGGUCGUUAGACCUGCGGUGAGAGAUUUAUUGGAAGAAAAACCCACAACUGGAAGCAAACCACGACUGAAGACGAGGGAACAGCAACAAGUGAACCAGCCCGAGGAUUGAGAGCAUCAACUGGAGAGAACCCAUCUGACUCGGAGAAUCCAGUGAUUCAGUCAGGAAAAAGUUUGGUUAAAAAUGACAAGGAAUUUGUCUACGGGAACCUCGAACACAACACGCCAGUUUUGCUGUCUCUGUCCAGAUAUUUAAGAAGUGGAGCAAGGGAUUCACUCGAUCAUCCUUCCUGCUCAGACUGUGGGGAGGGAUUCACUCGGUCAUCUCAACUAAAGGUACAUCAGCAAGUUCACUUUGGGACAAGGCCAUUCACCUGUUCUGUGUGAGAAGGGAUUCAGUCAGUCUUCCUACCUGUGGACUCACCAGUCAGUUCAUACUGGGCAGAGGCUGGUUUUCUGCUGAAUUUGUGGUGAAGGAUUCACUCGGUCAUCUGACCUAAUGGCUCACCAGCGAGUUCACACCGGAGAGAGGCCAUUCACCUGCUCAGGCUGUGGGAAAGGAUUCACUCGGUCAUCUCAACUUAAGGUACAUCAGCGAGUUCACACUGGGGAGAGGCCAUUCAUCUGCUCAGUGUGUGGGAAGGGAUUCACUCUGUCAUCUUACCUACUGGCACAUCAGUCAGUUCACACUGGAGAGAGGCCAUUCACCUGCUCAGACUGUGGGAAAGGAUUCAGAAAGUCGUCUAAUCUGAAAGAUCAUCAGAGAAUUCACACUGGGGAGAGGCCAUUCACCUGCUCAGACUGUGGGAAGGGAUUCAUUCAGUCAUCUAAACUGAAGGAACAUCAGAGAGUUCACACUGGAGAGAGGCCCUUUACCUGCUCAGACUGUGGGAAGGGAUUCACUUGCUCAUCCCAACUGAAGGUACAUCAGAGAGUUCACACUGGAGAGAGGCCGUUCACCUGCUCAGUUUGUGGGAAAGGAUUCACUCAGUCAUCCGGGCUGCAAGCACACCGGUCAGGUCACACUGGGGAGAGGCCAUUCAUCUGCUCAGACUGUGGGAAAGGAUUCAUUCAGUCAUCCCACCUACAAGCACACCGGUCAGUUCACACUAGGGUGUGGCCAUUAACCUGCUCAGACUGUGGGAAAGGAUUCACUUCAUCAUCUCAACUUAAGAUGCAUCAGCAAGUUCACACUGGGAAGAGUCCGUUCACCUGCUCAGACUGUGGGAAGGGAUUCACUUGCUCAUCCCACCUACAAGCACACCGGUCAGUUCACACUGGGGAGCAGCCAUUCACCUGCUCAGACUGCGGAAAGGGAUUCACUCGGUCAUCUAAUCUGAAGGAACAUCAGCGAGUUCACACUGGGGAAAGGCCGUUCACCUGCUCAGACUGUGGGAAGGGAUUCACUCGGUCAUCCCACCUACUGGUACACCAGUCAGUUCACACUGCGGAGAGGCCAUUCACCUGCUCAGACUGCGGGAAGGGAUUCACUCAGUCAUCCGACCUACUGGUACACCAGCGAGUUCACACUGGGGAAAGGCCGUUCACCUGCUCAGUGUGUGGGAAGGGAUUCACUCAGUCAUCUAACCUUGUGACACACUACCGGGUUCAUACUGGGAGAAACUUUCAAUGAGCUGCAUGCUGGACAUUUGUCCAUCACCGUUGCUGAAUGCUAUUUCGAGAGUGUCUGAUGGUGCUGAACUCUGCAAUUAUUGCUGCUGCUCACCACUCCCAGUUCUGCACCCUGGUCACUGGGCAUGGGAGGAGUUUCUUCUGCUGCAUAUUCACCUUUAAUGGGACUGGAGUUUAAUAUUCUGCAUCUGAGACAAAUAAAUCAGUUCAGUUUUAAACUCUGUCUACGGUACUUAGUGAAUUUAUACCACAACUAGUGUACAGUAGAGAGAGUCAACUCAGGCUGGCUGGACCCUGCCAGUGAUUCAGUUCCACAACAGUGCUUUUAAAAUCCUCCCCUGUUGUUCCCCUGUCGCUCUCCCUGUGGUGAUGGGUUCCAAACGGUCACCACUCUGUGGGUGAAGAGGUUCCCCUUGAACUUUCUGCCGACUGAAGAAGUCGAGGAGAAGGGAAUGAGCAGUGGGGCGUGGCAACAAAUGACAGAGAAGCAACAUUUGGAAGCUGAUUGACAGAGAAAAUCUUUUGCUUGUCCACCUGAUGACACAAACAAUACCUGUGCACCACUGGUCGAGGAACAUGUGUGUGUUGGGGAUGGUUUUAUCUAUUGAGGGAGUUGUUCCUGCUUGUUUAUCCUGUAAUAUUAUAUCUGGUUAUUAUGGAUUGUCCUGUCUGAAAUAAUGUAUUCAUUAUCAAAUAAUUUGUAAGAUUUUGACUAUAAAACUGGAUCAGGCUUGAAUUUAUGGUGCCUUUAUGAAGUGAUGGAGGGCAUUCAUGAGUUUGUAUUUUAAAGUAAGAUUUUGGUGAAUUAUAUUUGCCACUUGAUUGUACCUUUGUAAGUAAUCACAUUGAGUUAAACUGCUGAAGGAUCCUGAAAUGUGUUGGCUUGUGUCUGGUUUCUCUUGGCAUUUUCUGCACUUACUGCCUUAUUUGUUUGUAUUUCAUGUGUUUUUGAUUUUUUUUUUCCUUUUUUUUUAACUAUCCUGUCCAGUAUAUCUGCAAGGAACCCCUCUGUUUCUGGGAAGAGGUCUCCAACUGUCAGUCAGGUGCUCGAUGCUUCCUUGUCACCAUCUCGUCUGCUCAGAUCACUGGGAUGUCUCCCAUGGGGGGGGGGGGGUCAUACUCAUUCAACUGGUUAACGUUCUCUUCCAUAGUGAUGAUUUUCCUCCCGCAAACAUACCCACAGACUUGGCCCCCACUGCCAUCUGUGUCAGAGAAUUCCAGAUUCACAGCUCUCUGACUAAAUAAAAUCCUCCUUAACUACUGUAAAAGGUUGCUCCUCAGUUUUGUGCCCUCUGUUAUGGCUACACCCACCAUACGAAAAGUCCUUUCCUCAUCCACCCUAUCCAGACCUUUCCACAUUCGGUGGGUUUCAGUGAGAUUUACCACCCCCCCCCACCCGCAUUUAUUAAAUAUAAGUCAGUGCAGGAGUACAGGCCUAAGGCUGGCAAAUGCUUCUCAUAUCUUCACCCCUUCAUUCCUGGAAUCACCUUCUUGAACAUCCUCUGGACUCUCUCCAAUGAAAACACACCUUUUCUGAGAUAUGGGUCCCAACUACUCUAAGUGCGGCCUAAGUAAUGUCUUAUAAAGUAUCAGCAUUAUCUCCCUUUAAAUUCUACUUCACUUUAAGUGCCAGCAUUACAUUUGCCGCCUUUACCACAGACUCGACCUGUAAAUUAACCUUCUGGGAGUCUUGCCCAAGGGCUCAUAUUUCCUUCUGUACUUCUAUUGUUUGAAUCUUCUCCCAAUCAGAUCAUAGUUCACUAUUGUUCCUUUUGCCAAAAUGCAUUAUCGUACAUUUCCUAAUAUUGUAUUCCAUCUGCCACCUUUUUGCCCAAUCUUCAAAUUUGUCUGUGUCCUUCUGCAAUCGCAUUGCUUCCUCAGCAGUACCUCUGCCUUCACCUAUCUCUGUAUCAUCCGCAGAAAGCCAAAAAGCCAUCAGUUCCAUUAUCCGAGUCACUGACAAACAAUGUGAAAAGUAGCGGACCGAAUACUGACCCCUGAAGACCAGUUGUCACUGCGACCCAACCAGAAAAGGCCCCUUUUUAUUCCCACUCGCUGCCUCUUGGCUGUCAGCCAUUUCUCUAUCCAUGCCAGUAUUUCUUCUGAUUAUUAUCCUGUUAAGCAGUCUCAUGUGUGACACCUAUCAGAUGCCUUCUGAAAAUCCAAGUAAA